Molecule: messenger RNA, 1317 nt
Organism: Penicillium olsonii
Lineage: Eukaryota; Fungi; Ascomycota; Eurotiomycetes; Eurotiales; Aspergillaceae
Source: the annotation of a GenBank genome assembly
AUGACACUGCUUCCUGCCCCCCGCCAGCCUUCUUAUAUCGACAAAGCCAUUCACGUCCCUGGAUACCGGGCUUCACCAGGCGAUCUUAUCGACUUUGCCAUCGAGAGUCGCAUUCAACGUAUAGUGAAACGCUCAGCUGUCGGCGGCGAUGACCCAUUUUUCGUGGCGGAUCUGGGCCAGGUCGUUCGACAAAAUCGACGCUGGAUCCAAAACAUGCCUGGAAUCAGGCCUUUCUACGCGGUCAAAUGCAACUGUGACCCCACGUCCCUCAAGGUUCUUGCAGAUCUCGGUACAGGAUUUGACUGUGCAUCUAUCGAGGAGAUGCGGGCAGUGCUUAAUCUCGGGGUAGAUCCAGCCCGGAUCUUAUUCGCGAAUCCAUGCAAGGCCCCCGCCGCCGUGGCAUUCGCAAGGGAGGUCGGCGUUUUAAGAACAACGUUCGAUAACAUCGAUGAAUUGGACACUAUCAAGGCGCACAUGCCGGAGGCUCAAUUAUUACUCCGCAUAUAUGCUAAUGACGAAGGCGCCUUCAUAUGCCUAGGGGAAAAGUUCGGUGCGCACCUGGACACGACCGAGGAGCUCCUCGCACGGGCGUGGGAGCUUGACCUGAAUGUUGUUGGCGUUAGCUUUCAUGUCGGAACUGGCGCUACUAAUCCAGCAUCAUUUUGCAAUGCCAUCAAAGAUGCACGUUCAGUGUUUCUGCAAGCUGAGCGUCUAGGAUUUCACCCUAAGAUUCUUGAUAUUGGUGGUGGCUUCCAGGAUGACUGCUUUGAGUCUAUGGCUCCAGUGAUUCGGGAUGCCAUUCGGUCUGAGUUCCCGACUCAUAUCACAGUAAUCGCAGAGCCUGGUCGAUUCUAUGCGCGCAGCGUGUAUACUCUGGUCUGUCGGGUUAUCUCUCGUCGACGCCAACUUGGGAGCGCAGCGGCAUCUGGAAUUCCGGAUAUGCUUUACCAGAACGAUGGGAUUUAUGGAAAUUUCAUGAAUGUCAUUAUGGAGAAGGAGGUCAUGGUUCCGCAUUUGUUGAGACCCAAGAAAAGCAAGACUGGACUCUCGUCGAAAUAUAGAACAGAUGUGAACGAAAAAGGAAAUGAGGCGACAUCCCCAUCGGCCUCCCAUCGUUACUCUAUUUGGGGGCCGACCUGUGAUAGUACAGACUGUGUGGUACGAGAAGUAUCCUUGGACAGCGAGGUCAAAAUUGGAGAUUGGUUCAAAUAUAAGAACAUGGGAGCUUACACGAGUACCACCGCCACCCAAUUCAAUGGCUUUAGCAGUGCGUGUGAUGUGAUCUAUGUGAACAGUGAGGCGUUGCUUGAUGUUUAG